Molecule: messenger RNA, 4737 nt
Organism: Sardina pilchardus (European sardine)
Lineage: Eukaryota; Metazoa; Chordata; Actinopteri; Clupeiformes; Clupeidae
Gene: tspy
Product: testis specific protein Y-linked
Exons: 7
Coding region: 392-2077 (561 amino acids)
Biological process (GO): nucleosome assembly
Cellular component (GO): chromatin; nucleus
Molecular function (GO): chromatin binding; histone binding
Source: RefSeq, a predicted model, not a curated record
GCAACCUCGAGUCCAGUAAUGGCGAGCGGAAGGACAAAUUAUAAACAAUUCCAAGGGAGUGGAUAACAGCAAUCCUAGGUUGUCACGGAUGUAGUGGAGGUACUGGUGUAAUUGUGUGUACAAUUUUAUAUAGGCUACAUGACCAGAGGCUUUGCGUAAAAUACCAUUGAAGUGCCAUGCAGCUCGCAAAGUACUGUACAGAUAGGCUACACUGCUAGGCCGCUAAAAUUUAGCUACGCAAAUAUACGGAUAACUGAACAUGGAACAAUGUUGACUACUACCAACUUAGCCAGCAAUUUCACUGUAAUUUCUUGAAAACGCAUGAUACCCAAGUAACGCAGCUACAUUGCAGAAAUAUACGAAUUGUGGUUCUAUUACUUGGGACGAUAAAAUGAGCAAGCAAGUAGACAGCGGUAAGCUGUCUGAAUCCACCAAGAAGCGAAGCUCUAGCGCUGAACGAGGUAGCUCCCCCCGCUCUAAGCUGCGUAAAGUGGAUGACUGUUCUGGGGAUAAAGUUGACGUUUCGGAGAAAAUUGAAUCUACAGCCCAAAAGGCAGACGCACAAGAUAAUGGUGGGGAUAACAAGUCAAGAGAGGACGACUCUCCCCGUUGUGGGUCAGGGACGAGGGAGCAGGUUGAGACUCCUGCUGCUGACACUCAGGACUUGAGCAGGAAAGGCGACGUUGAUUCCAGUAGCGCGGAACAAGCGGGAAGCCACAGUGACAAGUGUGAGCCAGGUGGAGAGGCAGCUGAAGCAGCAUCGAAUUACGGCGAUAAAGAAUGUCGGCCCUCAACGUCGGAGAAGCGGUCUGAUUCAGCGGCGAUCGCCGCAGCAGAGGCACUGGCCAGUUUAACUGGUGGAAAUAAGGAUAAAAGUGGCGAGGAGAUGCCGUGCUCGUCUAAGCAAGCCACAAGUUCUAAGGACAUAGCCAAGCCGGGCCAACAGCCGGAGGCGGCUCCUGCGGACAGCUCAUCGUCGCUUCUCACUCGGGAUGACGAAGAGGACGCGGGGGAGGGCGACGAAGACGACUCUUUACCGGGGUCAUCGUCCACGCCGAGCUCUUCGCUCGCGUCGGAUAAUGACGAAGACGAAUGUGCCAUAGUGUCUGUGAAAAUGGCCCCGGAGAUCCGGCAGUCCAUCGCGCAUCUCGCCCAGGUGCAGACGCAGCUGAACACGCUGGAAAAGAAGGGUGCGCGUCUCUACCAGCGCCUGGAACUCAAACUGGAAAGGCAGCGACGCCCUCACCUGGACCAGCGCAGCGCGAUCACCCACACCAUCCCCGGCUUCUGGGUCACCGCCCUUCUGAAUCAUCCAUACCUGUCUCCACACAUAGACGAAAAUGAUGAGGAUGCACUCAGCUACAUGACCAAUCUGGAAAUUGAGUCCUUCAAGCACAACAAGCUGGGCUACAGGAUUCGCUUCCACUUUCGACGCAACCCUUACUUUCAGAACACCGUCAUCAUGAAGGAACUCCACCUUGGAAUGGGAGGUUCGCCGGUGUCCAUGUCCAACCCCAUCCUGUGGCACCGUGGGCAGAACCUUACGGGCUCCGCGGAGCAGAGGAGGUCCACACGGGGCGGCUACCAGAGCUUCUUCAGCUGGUUCAGUGACCACAGUUGUCCUGGCAGGGACGACAUUGCUCAGAUCUUGAAGGAUGACCUGUACAGAAAUCCUCUCCGGUACUACCUAACCCCACUGUGGGAACCCAGGGAGAACGGCAGUGCCCCGAAGCCACCGGCCAGCAACAACGGAGACGACUGCGUUGUGAUCUCCGACUCGGAAGACGACGACGAGCCCGACGAGAGUAGCCAAGAGUCUCGCCGGGAGGAAAGACAGACUGAGGACGAUGACGACGACGAUGACGACGAGGAUGAGGAGGGCGGUCGAGUCGCAGGGUCGGAAGACAGCAACGCUGAGGUCGGAGAGUCCUCCUACGAGGAGAAAGAGGAAGAGGAAGUGGAUGUAGAGGAAAUGGACGAGUCACAUGACUCUGGCGCCGAUGAGGUCAGAGACCGAGAGGAAGAGGAUGAGGAGGACGUUGAUGUUGAUGAGGAAGGGGAGGGAGAGGAGAACUGAUGAGUAGCAGGGAUUUGAUGUCAGUCAGGGUUUCAUUUCACCAUCAGGUGAUGUAAAUUAGCACAAAAUGAGAGGCAUAAAAUGCAAUGCUUGUUGUGACGACUAUGCCACAAGAAUGGUACAUAAAAUACUUCACCAUUACAGUUGUUUAUUAAAUGAAUCCCAAGUCUCACCACACAAGAUUGUUGUAAAACUGCAAAUGACCUGACAUUUUAGAGAGGUGUUUGGUCCUCAUCACCAGUUGCUUAGAAGAAAGGCUCAGGAAUGCCCCCCACCCCCAACCCCCUAUUUUUGAGUAAGCGUCGUUGAAUACCCAAACUCAAAAGUUAGUUUAUUUUCAACCAUGACCAGAAUAUAUGAAUAUAUGUUCAGAAUAUGAACUACUCACACAGAAAAUAAGUAAUACUGAAUUGGUGCCCUGCUUUGGAAAGCCAUAUUGUUCCUAAUGUUUCAUUGAUUUAUCCCAUUCCAACCCUUCCAAUGUUUCAUUCAUUAGUUGGGACAAUAAGGGCUUUGUAAAAGUGAUUGGACCUACAAUAUUGUUGAUUUUUUUAUAAAAGCAAGGGGCUUUUUUUUUGCUUUGUGUAGCAUGUGCAUAUUUGUGUCCCAUGUAGAAUUACACUUCAGAUUACGAUCAUGUCCUCACACAUACAAUAUAUACCAUAACAGGAAGUAAUGCAGGAAUUGACCUUUUUCUCUCAUAACUGAACUCACAUCCUGUAACCAGUGUAUUAUGGAUUCAGCUCACUGUAGCAAACAUUUUUACUGACCUAAGCAUAAACAUAAUGGCCAUUUGCGUUUCAGAAUCGUUUUUAGUCCUGGUAACUGGAUUUCCAGACCCCACAUGACCCCAGUAACAACACAACCUGUGAUAUUAGCCCAUAUCCUCCACUGUAGGUCUUCUCUGCUGGUUGCUUGCCUUUACAGUAUUGAUCAAAACUUCGGUAGCUUUUGCUUAGGAGAAUUUUUCAUUUGUGGUUUAAUUUUGAUAAUCAUUCCACCUUUUCGCUCAAUUAAAUCAACCACACAUAAUGAAAACCAAUGAAGGCAAAUCCUGACUUGCAUAAAAACUAAGACUGUUCAAUUGAGUCUCAUUGGUACUGUAAAAUGUUUGUAAGUAAUACUAGAAUAUAAUCUAAAAGAUCUAAUUAAUACCAGCAUUAGAUCCACUAGCUUCCUUGUACUAAAAACCUUUCGUUAUUUUUUAAUCCAUAAAUACCUAGCACGCCUUGUGUGUAUAUAGUCAUAAGAUGUUGGGCAGUGUCCUAAACAAAUGAUCCGAGUGCUCAUGAAACCCUUGAUAUCCUUUGGUCAGUUGCCAUCCAUUUGAAGGUUCCAUCAGAGGGAAAAAACUUUAAAGCUUAUUAAAGUCGAUAUGUUUGACAGCUAUUUAAAAUGUUCCAAUGUACUUAGUAGUUCCGAACCAAAUCUGGAAUUCUCAGGGAUGUUCUAAAAUCCUUUCUUCACAUUGAUCUCUUUUUAGUGUUUACCCCAUCAUCCUUAUCUGCAUAAUUAUCUGCUUUAUUGGUUUGCUGUGUUUUUUUCUGCCCUGUCUCUCCAUUUUAUAUAUAUAUAUAUAUAUAUAUAUAUAUAUAUAUAUAUAUAUAUAUAUAUAUAUUUGAACACAUAGAGACACACCAUGGCAUCCCCUACACAAAAGCACACACCUAAUAAUGAUACACAAUGUAAAGUAUAGGUGUGCGUGCAUGUUGAAAUACUUUAUAGACUCCAUCUUGACAUGCACCGCGUGAAGGCAGUCUCUCAUUCAGCGUAAUGUUAACUCCACACCUUCCACAACAAUACCAUGCUAUGCAUCUGCUGUACAUGCACUGCGAUUAGGUGUUUAUUCAUCUCUUAAAACAGUCGUUUUUUUUUGUGUCGUGCUGUUGGACAGGUCUGACCUGUGGGAUUAGUGGACAUACUGUAAGAUCACGAAGGCACUGUUAUUUAGAAGUGUGUAGGUUAUGAUGUCAGACCUGCUUGGCCUAUGGCCAGAAAGCUAGAGCUUUCAUUUUGUUAUGCAUCUUAGGUGUCCCCCCUAAAGCUACAUUUUCUCCUUUUUUUUACCUCUAAUAUAUGUAAUUAAGCACAUAGAUUUAUCCAGUGUAUUUUAGUGUUUAUUUUUUGUUUGUUUGUUUUGAAACAAUGUGUGCCAGUUUGUUUUGUUUGGCUUUUGGCUUUUUUCCCUAAGUUUUGUUUGUUUUGGAAGGUUUUGAACCCCAGUGUGUGUGUUUUGCCUUUUUAAGGCCGUUUCUGUCCCAGAUUCAUCUCUCUCCGCUUGAUGUUGUGUUUCUCUUACCUCAUGGCUUGCGUGUCAAGAGUAAAAUCACACCUCUCGUUUGAGCUUUUGUUUCAAAGAAAUAAUAUUUCUUAUGAAAGCAGUAAUUGUGAUUAUAUAGCAAUGUUCUGAAAUUGUAAUGAUACUAGAUGUCAUUUGAAUAUCAAAGGAUAAAGAUCUGGCUUGUAAAUAUGUAAAACAUUUUCACAAGGAGAUAUGAUUUGUUAAUGUUUGCAUUUCGCAUUUCAAGUUACUUAAAAUCUUAAAUUGGAAAUAGUAACAGAAAGCUCUAUUUUCUGUCCUGUAUUUUAUAGGAAUUUGCUGUUUUUGGAAAAUGUGUUUAAGUUUUUUUUAAGAAAAAAAAUAAAGUUAAUGUACUGCU